Messenger RNA from Acanthopagrus latus (yellowfin seabream), 3328 nucleotides. Its product is annotated as interferon regulatory factor 4-like. The record is from RefSeq and is a predicted model, not a curated record. Lineage: Eukaryota; Metazoa; Chordata; Actinopteri; Spariformes; Sparidae. Gene Ontology annotation, molecular function: RNA polymerase II cis-regulatory region sequence-specific DNA binding; DNA-binding transcription factor activity, RNA polymerase II-specific; protein binding. The coding region runs from base 229 to 1590 and encodes 453 amino acids. Gene Ontology annotation, biological process: immune system process; regulation of transcription by RNA polymerase II. Gene Ontology annotation, cellular component: nucleus. The transcript has 9 exons.
CGGCAGCAGCAGCAGCAGUACAGGCGGCGGCGGCAGGUGCGUCCUCCUCAGCGCAGCAUCCCCCGGCUCAGUCUCCGCCCUCCCGCUGCGGCUCGAUAGGCUGGAGGAUUUAAGCGGGCCCGCCGUAAUGAUGAGGGCUUUCUGAGGCUGAUUGAUUUCAAAACUCGACGGGUUUCGACUCUCGCAGUGCAUUACAGGAGCCGACAGCGGACUUGUGUUUGCGGAGAGAUGAACUCAGAGUUGGAUUACGGAGGCUCCGGCAGCAGCGGCAACGGCAAGCUGCGCCAGUGGCUCAUCGAGCAGGUGGACUGCGGCAAAUACCCCGGGCUGGUGUGGGAGAACGACGAGAAGAGCAUCUUCAGGAUACCGUGGAAACACGCCGGGAAGCAGGACUACAACCGGGACGAGGAUGCCGCGCUUUUCAAGGCCUGGGCGCUGUUCAAAGGCAAGUUUCGGGAGGGGAUCGACAAGCCGGACCCGCCGACCUGGAAGACUCGCCUCCGCUGCGCCCUCAACAAGAGCAACGACUUUGAGGAACUGGUGGAGAGAAGCCAGCUGGACAUCUCAGACCCGUACAAAGUGUACCGCAUCGUCCCCGAGGGCGCCAAGAAAAGACCCCGACAGGAGGACAGUCCACUGAGUCCGAUGGGCUAUCAGGUGCACCCGUCCUACCCUACACUGCAGACUCAGAUGUCACACUCACAGUACAUGCCCACUGCUGAAUGUAGCUGGAGGGAGUACUGUCAGGAGCCGGCCUCGCUGCCUGAGCUGCCCUUCACUCAGUGUCCCUGUCCCCCUCGCAGCUUGCCGUGGCAGGGCUCGUCCAUGGAGAACGGAUAUCAGCUCAGAGCCUCCAUCUACUCGUACGGUCCUGCCGACAGUCAGCCCCCGCCGUUCACACUGGACGCCGGCAUCAGAUCAGCCGAGACGCUCUCAGACGCCCGCAUGCACGUGAGUGUUUAUUUCCGAGAGAGUUUGGUGAGGGAGGUCACCACCUCCAGCCUGGAGGGGUGCCACAUCACCCCGUGCUCCCCAGAGGAGAAGCACUACCCUCAACCUGGGAGUCCUGAGGUGGUCCCCCUGCCUGUGGACAGUCUGUCCACCCACAGAAGGGCAGAGGAUUGUCCCCCGAGUCCCCCGUCCACCCUGGAGAGGGGAGUGUUGCUGUGGAUGAGCUCAGACGGACUCUACGCCCGGAGGCUGUGUCAGAGCCGAGUGUACUGGCAGGGAGGACUGUCCCAGUAUGGAGAUAAGCCCAACAAACUGGAGAGAGAGGUCACCUGUAGACUCCUCUCCACACAGGACUACCUGACAGAGAUCCAGAGUUACGGGCUCCAUGGUCGGCCGCCGCCUCGUUUCCAGGUCCUGCUGAGUUUUGGAGAUGAGUGUCUGGACCCGCAGAGACAAAGACGGACCCUUACUGUGCAGGUGGAGCCGCUGUUUGCCCGGCAGCUCCUGUACUACGCCCAGCAGAUGGGCGGCCACUACUACCGCAGCUACGAGCACCCGGGAGUCACCGAGCACAUAAACACCUCUGAGGACUACCAGAGGGCCAUCACACACCACCACAGCAGCAGCCUGCAGGAGUGAUCUCAACAGCUUCGAGUGACUGUUGGAAACUUCAAGACGCAGCUGUGAGACAAGAGGACAAACCCGGACAGUGUUAAACAUAUGAUGAUGGACAUUUAGUGACAGUUACUCAACGCCCUGUAGGGCUCCGUGUGUGUUUGUCAGUGAGUGUGGCCGGAACAAAAGUUGUAGUGUUAUUUUCUUUCCUUACAGUAGUUCUAGGGCACCAUGAAUAUUUUCUAUACUGACUAUGCAAUUAAAACUGACAGCUUCGGUGAUUGUACUAUAGAAAACUGUGCAGGGGAUUGUAGUGCCUUACAGGGAUGGUUUGACAUAUUGGGAAAUACGCUCAUUCACUUUUUGGCUGAGAGUUUGAUGAGAAGAUCGAUGCUACUCUCAAAUCUGUACAGUGCUAAUGAAGCUCUAGCCAAUCCGUGGUUAGCCUAGCUUAGCACAACAACUAGCCAGCUCUUUGGAGAGUGGGCUGAACCUGCGAAAUAUUGCUCUGAUUGAACAUUUGCACACAGGGAGGUAUUUCAAAAUGGCCAAAAUGCCUGCAGAAGACAAGGCUAGCUUGUUUAUGCUUGAACCGUUAGCGACCAAGGUAGGGUAACUUAACUUUUAAGCUUGAGGUUUGCUAGCUCAGAGGUUGGUGUUUACUGUGAAGAUGGGAAUUUGAAAAGACUGGAAACAGGGAAACAGCCAGCUGUUCCAUAUUCAGAGCUAACAAAAUCUGCCUACCAGCACAAGCUCAUAGACUGACACAUUACAUUUUGUUUGUUGAAUGUGUACAAUAUGCCCUUUUUAAUUUCUCUGAUUCAGGAAAUAGCCCCGCACAUAUAACAACACACUGGUUUGUGGACAACUGUUUUAAAGAAUCAUAUGUGGUGAGACAGGAGUGUGAAGCUGGAGGAGUUAUCCUGAUUGGGUCUGACUUUGAACGCAAAGCAUACCCUGCUUAAUCGUCUAUUUUACUCUAAGUGGGACUAAAUUUUACAAAAUGAGCAUCAUGAUGUGAUUGAGAAGACUUAAAACUUCACACUGAGACCAUAAACUCAUUUGGAAACCUUCUACUAAAGUGUUAAAUCAAGUGAGAAGUAGGGUACUUUUCUCAUAGCCUAAUAUAUACUUUGUUGAAUUGCUCCCUGCUGGCUAUUAGAAAUAAUGCCAGAACAAGGCAGUGAUUUUAAUAUUUAAGACCCAGAAACUGAAAUUUUCUCCAUAUUUUAUACCAUCAGGCAAUAGCUCAUAAAAGAGAAAAUUGUUCAAUCUGUACAAAAACUCAACAAGACACAAUAUGUCUUAAGGGAGCUUGAAAGGCGCAGGCAGGCAGGUGUUUUACCUUUGGGAUGAACUAUGUUAGCUGUUCGCUUAGCAGUCUUUAUGCUAAACUAAGCUAUGCUAAGAUGGCUGUAGCUUCAUAUUUGCUGGACAGACAUGAGAGUGGCAUUUUGUUGCGAGGAGACACUAUCACCACCAUUUUAUAAAUUAUGAAUGAGAUUUGUUCCUGCUUUGUUUGUGUGAGAAAUUCUCAGGGAUACGAUAGAUAGAUAGAUAGAUAGAUAGAUAGAUAGAUAGAUAGAUAGAUAGAUAGAUAAGCUUGUUCAACUCAAUUUUGUAUCCAAUAUUUUACUUACAUGAUACAUUUUUAAACAUCAUUUUAAAUUAAAAAAUAUGUCAAAUAUGAGAAAGAGUUGGAGUGAAUGUUUUGAGCUUUUUUAGUCUUUAAAUGGGCAUGUUUGUGUUGCAAAAACCAAUA